This is a messenger RNA of Pseudomassariella vexata, 1500 nucleotides long. RefSeq lists its product as uncharacterized. NCBI's taxonomy places the organism in Eukaryota, Fungi, Ascomycota, Sordariomycetes, Amphisphaeriales, Pseudomassariaceae. The transcript is spliced from 3 exons. The record is from RefSeq and is a predicted model, not a curated record. The coding region runs from base 274 to 1236 and encodes 320 amino acids.
CAAUAAUAGAUCAAAUAGCCCUUGGCAGAAGAUUUAGUCAGCUUGUUGUGAGGCUGUAACCAACAGCAGUCUGCAUUACAAAGACUUGUCCCUGUCCGGUGUUGUCGCAAUGAAGAAUAACCCCAAAAAUCCACCAACCUUGUUUGCCGCUUAUUUUCCCUGGCGCGUUCUCCCCAUUGGCUUUUUCUUCUAUAAUUCGACAUCACAAAUCAUUCUACUCUAUCUUUCUUUCAUCCAGACUGUAUUUUCCUCGUUUCCAUAAGAAAAGACAAAAUGCGACGAUCCCUAGGCUUCGCCGCCGCUGUCCUGGCCACCAAAAGCCACGCCCAAGACCUAUCCCAAACCAUCGUGGGCUGCGUCGACGUCGGCUGUCCCGCCGCCACAGACAAUGUCAACGACAACUGCACCAUCGUAUCCAGCUCCUUUUCCUCCGUGGGCCUGACGCGCAUUCCCGACACCAGCGACGCCUUGCAGGGCGUCUCCUGGGUCAAAGGCUUCAACAUCACUGAUGCCGACGGCGCGCGAUCCUUCCACGAGUCAUUCUACUUCGGCGCGCCGGCGGAUCUGGACCUGGCAGACACGGGCGCGUGCGCGGUGUUCUUCAAUGGCGUUGCUGAGACAUUGUCCUUUAACUCGUCGAAUCCUAAUCAGGAGACGGCGCAGGGCACGUGUCAGGAUGCCAUGGGAUCGUCGUGUGUGGAUGCGCUGGUCCGCCGUGCGACGGGGUUAAGUGGGCUUGAUGGUUUCUCGAGCGCGGAUGCGUGCACGGCGCUAGCGGAGGACUUGAGGGAUAAUAUGGAUUCAGAGUGUGAGGGACUAGCUGUGGGGUGGACUAACUUGACUGCUGUUGCUCUAACUGGCAACGGCGCCCCUGAGCCAAUCUCUGGUUCCCAGAACUCGACUUCGACUUGUUGGCCUAUCACGCCCAAGUCGGACAGUGUUACACUCGUGACCGAGUACACGCGCGAUGGCGACUUGCAAGUCAGCACCGCCACCAAGGCCCAAUGGGCCAUCACCCCUGUCCUCACACUAUUCUUCCAGAGCAAUGGAACUUUGAUCACCGACACGGAGGCAUCUCUGAGUUGUCUCAAGGUCAUGGGUCCCGCAAAUGCGUCGCUUGAUACCCAGAGUGGCUCUGAUGAUAAUAAAGAAGGGGCUGCUAUGACUCUGGGUGCACCGGGGUGGACUAUCUCGUCUGUCGGUAUGGCUGCCAUCUUUCUCUUGUUUUCCUUGUAAAUAUUGGAAAGUCGGAGUUUUCAUGUUCCGCGAGUUUUCCAAUGGGCGUCUGGGCGUGAUUGGCGAGAUCUAGCGGUAUUAGCAUGCAUCGAUCAAAAUAAAUCUCAUGUCUCUUAUAGCGAUAGACAGAGUUGGAAAUGCCAAAAGGUAUCCGAUUCAUGGCUUGUGCAAUAUUCUGAGCGCGAAUAGAUGAGAAACAUGAAGAACGUCAAAUAACGCACGAGAGAAAACAAUAAAUCAACCUCUCCAAAAGGUGAUUACGUC